Messenger RNA from Zalophus californianus (California sea lion), 2163 nucleotides. It is a transcript of the gene PLEKHG7, whose product is annotated as pleckstrin homology and RhoGEF domain containing G7. Gene Ontology annotation, molecular function: guanyl-nucleotide exchange factor activity. Lineage: Eukaryota; Metazoa; Chordata; Mammalia; Carnivora; Otariidae. Gene Ontology annotation, biological process: Rho protein signal transduction. The record is from RefSeq and is a predicted model, not a curated record.
AUGGGGCUUCUUAGCUGCAUAGGGAAGGUGGAGCCAUCCUGCCCAGAGGAGCAGACCCAAGGCUGUGGGGCCUCUUCUCAGCUCCCCCUGAGGAGUCUGUCGAGGAAGCAUGGUGAGAACCAGGGGAAAAUUCUCUACUUUGACCCACAAGCCCCAGGCCGCAUCUCUACCUCUCCCACUUUGAGGAGAUUAAGGGGCAAUGGCUGCAGGACUUCACACUCGCUGUCCCAGCAAGAGACUUUGGAAAUGCCCACUGGGAAGAAGCCUGCAGGCUCUCCAUGUUACCUUUCUAAGAGUCUACAGGGAAGCCCAAAGAAUUCUUCACACUCCCUAUUGCCCUUGAGACUCCAAGCAAGAUUGCCUCCAGACCCCAAAAGGGCCCUCAACACAGCUGACUCAUUUGAACCCCAUCCUGCACUUCAGCCCAUCAGUGAGGGGUCUCUUCUUUAGGCCUCUCUUCCAGAAAAAGGAGGCCACUCACCGCCCAGCCCCGCCACAUGGCCCCCUGGUCCUCACAAUUGAUUUCCGGGAGAAGCGCUGCAUCCAUCCAGGUUCUAGGAGCAGAGGAGGAGUUCUCUCGUGCUCACCUUCCCUGGACUUGAGCUGUUCCCUGGGGGUCUCCUGGUGUCCGAUGGAGCUGCCGAUUCCCUGUGCCACCCACUUCUGCUACUGAAUUCAGAAUCCAAAAAUCCAAGAUGGCCUUUCUUCAAGACAGGAGUGUUGAGGGGCAAAGACAAACACAAGCGCCUAUCCCAUCCGGAAAGCUGCCUGUCCUCUGUGAAUAUAGACUUCAGAGCCCGUGAGCUCCACGGCCUUCAGGAUAAAACCUGGAAUGAAGUCAUGGAAACACAUCAAAAACUUCCCACCGACCAAUUAGACUGGAGAAAGCAGCGAGAGACCAUGUGGGAACUCUUCACAAGUAAAUGCACUUAUUUCUUGGACCAUUUAUUAGUUCUUGAAAAGAUCUUCAUGAAUACAUUAAAAUAUCUACAAACUCAUGAAUAUCUCCUGGUUGUGGAUGUAUGGAGACUUUUUGCAAACCCAAAGGAGUUGAGUCAGACAAGCUUUGGUUUUGUGAACAGUCUUUCUAGCAUCAUCAAGGCCUAUGCCAAGCCUACGGAGACCUCACUGCCGAUGGAUAUCAUUUCUGAGCUCACAAAGAGCCCUUCUGUAGGAUCCAGAGAAAAUGGCCCCAGCCUUUCCAGAAAACCAGCUCUUUCCUGCACCUGCAAGAAGGCCUUGCCAGAGCAUCACCUCAGAGGCAUGGGAGGGAAGGCUGCCACAGUUCCCAAACACUUCACCGUGAAUCAGCGCGCCUUUGCCGUGGCCCGGAGGUGCCAGAAAGCCUGGUGUGAGCAAAAUGAACAGUGCAGACGGCUUCACCUGCCUAAGCUCCGCGUGGCCCCGCUGCACAGGCUGACUCAGUACCCCUUGUUACUGAAGAAUAUCUGGGAACGGAGUAGAGACUCUCCAGGGAAAAUCAUGAUCUAUGCCAUCAAGGAAAAGGUGGAGAAGUCACUGAGUAAGGAUCUUGAAGGAAAAGUGAAAUGGCUUGACAAUUUCCAAAAAUGUAGAUGUCUACAGGAGACUACAGUGUGGCCUCCACUUUGGGAUAGAGAUAAAAGAUUUUUCAUUCCAGAGUGCCUGAAAUGUAUUUUUAAAGAACACAUGGCAGAAAACAUCUUGGUACCAACCAACACACACCUUCUCUAUGAAGAAAAAAUAACUCUUGCAGAAAGCUCAAGAUUCCUAGAUGCUUAUCUGUUUCUCUCUGAUGAUUUCCUCUUAGUUACAAAAACUAAGCACCACAAAAAGUGGAUGCUCGAUACUGGUUUCCUGUGUCCUUCACUCAUUCCUGAGCUGCAAACAGUAAUACAAGAGUGUGGUUCAUGUACAGUACUUCAUCAGCCCAUUGCACUAGACAGAUUGGUGGUCAGUAUUGAUCCACUCCACGUGUCAGCGUUCAGGUUGAGAAAUGCUUUCCUUGUACAACAUGAAAACAGGUCUUGACAGUGUAGAGUAGAAUUCUUAUUACAAGCCCAAACGGAAAACAUCAAAGAAACAUGGAUGGCACAAAUAGCAGUGGUCUCUUGCUUCACCAAGAAUCAGGAAACCAAGAAUAUAUCUUUAUUUACAUUGUCUGCAAAAUCCUCUGAAAUUUAG